This is a messenger RNA of Manis javanica (Malayan pangolin), 4091 nucleotides long. It is a transcript of the gene MTHFR, whose product is annotated as methylenetetrahydrofolate reductase. Lineage: Eukaryota; Metazoa; Chordata; Mammalia; Pholidota; Manidae. Gene Ontology annotation, biological process: tetrahydrofolate interconversion. Gene Ontology annotation, cellular component: cytosol. Gene Ontology annotation, molecular function: FAD binding; methylenetetrahydrofolate reductase [NAD(P)H] activity. The record is from RefSeq and is a predicted model, not a curated record.
UUUAAGAAUGGAGUGGCAGUGCCUGGCCCAUUAGCGCCCAUUGAGUGUUGUCUGUUACUACCAUGUGUCAGGCACUGGAUACCACAGGCAGGAUACUGGGCCCUGGGCUCGGGGAGCUGGGGGUGAGUUCACAAUUACAAACCAAGGUGCUAUGGCAGCCUGGCUUGAAAUGAUUAAUAGCACGAGAAGGAAGCUUCGAAACACACUGUGUGCCUGCCCCAUAUUGGGAAUGCUUAUUGAACAAAUGAAAGAGCAGAGAGUUUACAGGUGGUUCUGCCUUGCCCACUCUGGGAUUUGUUCCGGCAGACAGUUAGUGAGGCCCUCUCUUGAAUUCGGGAGAAAGACCAGAUGGGAUGAUCUUGACACUGUCCUCUUUCUCCCUCCUGAUGGCCAACCCUGGUGACAAAUGGGGGUUUUAGGUUAGAAUCAAUAGGCAUCCCUAGGGAGAGAAAACAUUGGCACUAGAGUUUUCACUCUGGUCUUGACUUUGACUUUGGAUGGAUGUAUCAAUGUGUGUGAGGUGCAUUUGUGUGUGUUUUGGGAGAGAGGAACAGUGGAUUUCAUCAAUUUCUCAAGAAUCUAAGCCUGCCAAAAUGGUUAACCCUGGCUUAGCAGUGGAUGUUCUCUGAAAGAAAAAUAUUUGGCUUGGUUCUAAUGCUCUGUGUCUCCACACACUGGAUUUACUAAAUGUGUUUGCACAUUGCUGUGCAAGAGUAGUGUUUUGUUUGAAGUGUCUGCCUUUAUUUUCCCUGCCAAACUGCCCAGUGGCACCAUGCCCGCUGCUGGCCUGCCUGUGGUUGCCAUGUUUCAGGGCUUCUCAUGUGGUUGUGCAGUCACUGUCAUUAUUUUAACUGACUUCUGUGGUGUGUGUAAGGAGAAGGGCCUGGAAGGCAGGCACAGAUGGGACAGCCUCUGUUCUGAGUUGACAUAAAUUCAUGUCCUUACUGAACUUGGGUCUGGCUGCUUUUGGAACCCAGCCAGUGUCAAGUUCUAACCCAUGACAGGGUCCUCUGGGAGUAGCAUGAACUCAGGAGAAAUCUGGCUGCUUUCCUCAUCCCUUUCCUUCCUGCAUGCAUACAAACUGUUCCAAGGAACGGGAGAAGUUCCAGGCAGAGCCAGACUCAGCUAUUCCUUCUUUGGAGAGCGAGCCAGGGACCCUGGACUCAUCUCCUGGCCUCUUCGUCUGCUGGCCUCAUCUCCACCCAGCCCUGCGGUCUUCCGCCGCAUUCUCCUCCCAGCCGCCCUCUACAGCUAGGGCCUCCGCCCUCCCUCUUGCCUGGAAGUCUUGCCCCCGCCCCCUUCCCCCACUGAGGCCCUAGCUCCAACUCUGGGCUCUUCCCUUGUCCCAGCCCCGCCCAUUCAGACACACUCGCUAGGCAAGGCUCUUCAGAUUCUCCCCCACCCACUCUGGGUCCAAGCUGGCAGAGAUGGACCAUCCAAAACCCAAGAUCCUCCCAGGCAGGCACCGCUGCCCCUCCCUAGGAAUGCGGUCCUCCGAGGUCAGCAGCCCGAGGCUCUCAGCGCCACCCUCUGUCAGCAGGAACCCGGCCAUGGUGGAUGAACCCAGAGGGAACGGCGGCCCCACGCCCCGCUUGGAGGGCAGCAGUAGCAGUGACAGCUCUAGUUCGAGGUGUUCCACACCGGGGCUGGACCCCGAGCGGCAUGAGAGGCUCAGGGAGAAGAUGAGACGGAGGAUAGAAUCUGGCGACAAGUGGUUCUCCCUAGAAUUCUUCCCUCCUCGAACUGCUGAGGGAGCUGUCAAUCUCAUCUCGAGGUUUGACCGGAUGGGGGCAGGCGGUCCCCUCUUCAUAGAUGUGACCUGGCACCCGGCAGGGGACCCUGGCUCAGACAAAGAGACCUCCUCCAUGAUGAUCGCCAGCACUGCUGUCAACUACUGUGGCCUGGAGACCGUGCUGCACAUGACCUGCUGCCGUCAGAGUCAGGAGGAUAUCACUGGCUACCUGCACAAGGCCAAGCGGCUGGGCCUGAAGAACAUCCUGGCAUUGAGGGGAGACCCCAUAGGUGAUGAGUGGGAAGAGGACAAAUGCAGUUUCAGCUAUGCUGUGGACUUGGUGAAGCACAUCCGAGGCGAGUUUGGUGACUACUUUGACAUCUGCGUGGCAGGUUACCCCAAGGGCCACCCCGACGCAGGGAGCUUUGAGGCCGACCUGAAGUACUUGAAGGAGAAGGUGUCUGCAGGAGCCGACUUCAUCAUCACCCAGCUUUUCUUUGAGGCUGACACAUUCUUCCACUUUGUUCAGGCUUGCAGCGAGAUAGGCAUUACCUGCCCCAUCCUCCCGGGAAUCUUUCCUAUUCAGGGCUACCACUCCCUUCGGCAGCUGGUGAAGCUAUCCAAGCUGGAGGUGCCGCAGCAGAUCAAAGACGUGAUUGAGCCAAUCAAAGACAAUGAUGAUGCCAUCCGCAACUAUGGCAUUGAGCAGGCUCUGAGCCUGUGUCAGGAGCUUCUGGCAAGUGGCUUGGUGCCAGGCCUCCACUUCUACACCCUUAACCGCGAGAUGGCUACCACAGAGGUGCUGAAACGCCUGGGCAUGUGGAACGAGGACCCCAGGCGUCCUCUGCCCUGGGCUCUCAGUGCCCACCCCAAGCGCCGGGAGGAAGACGUACGUCCCAUCUUCUGGGCCUCCAGACCGAAGAGCUACAUCUACCGCACGCAGGAGUGGGACGAGUUCCCCAAUGGCCGCUGGGGCAAUUCCUCCUCACCAGCCUUCGGGGAGCUGAAGGACUACUAUCUCUUCUACCUGAAGAGCAAGUCCCCGAGGGAAGAGCUGCUGAAGAUGUGGGGGGAGGAGCUGACCAGCGAAGAAAGCGUCUUUGAGGUCUUUGCCCACUACCUCUCAGGAGAGCCGAACCAGAACGGCUGCAGAGUGACGUGCCUGCCCUGGAAUGAUGAUCCCUUGGCCGCCGAGACCAGCCUGAUGAAGGAGGAGCUGCUCCGAGUGAACCGGCAGGGCAUCCUCACCAUCAACUCCCAGCCCAACGUCAACGGGAAGCCAUCCUCUGACCCCAUCGUGGGCUGGGGUCCCAGUGGGGGCUAUGUCUUCCAGAAGGCCUACCUAGAGUUCUUCACGUCUCCUGAGACUAUGGAGGCACUUCUGCAAGUGCUGAAGAAGUACGAGCUCCGGGUUAAUUACCACAUUGUGGAUGUGAAGGGUGAAAACAUCACCAAUGCCCCCAAGCUGCAGCCCAACGCCGUCACUUGGGGCAUCUUCCCUGGGCGAGAGAUCAUCCAGCCCACGGUGGUGGAUCCCGUCAGCUUCAUGUUCUGGAAGGACGAAGCCUUUGCCCUGUGGAUUGAGCGGUGGGGCAAGCUGUACGAGGAGGAGGCCCCGUCCCGCAUGAUCAUCCAGUACAUUCAUGACAACUACUUCCUGGUCAACCUGGUGGACAACGAGUUUCCGCUGGACAGCUGCCUGUGGCAAGUGGUAGAAGAUACAUUUGAGCUUCUCAACAGGCCCACCCCAGAGAAGGAGACGGGAGCUCCGUGACCCUACACCCCGAAACCCUGAUGCCCCACCUUCCGCCUCCCCAGUCCUGGUUCUCCUGGGGAUCCCUGUUCUCCUUCGUUUCUCCCCAGCCCUGGCCUCUACUCCUCGACAUGAUGAUGGCAGCUAGAUGGGUGUGAGGCUUCCGGACUCUGGCUGGACUUGAAUUGGCCCCAGGCAGGAGCGUAGGGUUCCCCACUCAGCCUGAAGUCUUUGUUAUUCUGUGAGCACCUCCCUCCUGCAGAGGACCCUGGGAGCAGAACACCAUCCCUCCUGAGAAGGGGAGGAAACUGGCUGUUGCAGCCCCUAAGAGCCAGUCUGAGACUGCCUGUGACCUUGCACUUGGGGCCUGUGUAGGCCGAGCAAAGUGAACUCACGGUGUUUGCAGAAGAGACACAGCAAAGUGAAGGUGCACCCCCUCGACCCCUAUGACGUCGGCAGCUGGCCCUUCCUGCUUGUGAUCUUGGAGUCAGACUACUGCCUGUCCUGCCUGCUUGGCUGGACCCAGCACAGGCCCCUGGACAGUCCUUGGGCUGAAACCUAGUAAUGCACGCAUUUCUUGCCACCUUCUACCUGAGAGUUCAGCUG